ACAACACCAUAGUUACAAAAAUUAAAUUAUUUAAAAGUGGGAAACACCCUAACAUGACAGAUGUAAAAUCCCUAGAUUUAAAUUACUGGUUUUGUUUACUUGUGUUUACGUUUUCUGUGUCACUUUUUGUUGUUAUUUUCAUUUCCAUUUCUGUAGACAAAAUGAGUGAAUGUAGAAUGAGACUUAGGUCUUCCGUGACUGACGAAGAAAAGUUAGAACAGAUAAAACAAAAAAAAAUCAAGGAAGAAGAGAAAUUGAACAGACCUUUUAUUAAAUAUAAGGGGAAGAUAAAGUACAUCAGGGAUUUUGUUGAGUGUGCAAUAGCUUGUGAUGGCCUUAUUAAACUAGCUGAUGACGCUCCUGAUGUUCUGGUGGUUGGAUUUGAUAUAGAAUGGCCUUUUUCGUUCCAGACUGGCUCUGGCAAAGCAGCUUUAAUUCAAAUUAGUCCAGAUUUACAAUCAUGUAUUUUGAUACAGAUCAGUGACCUUAAAAGUCUACCUAAAGGUUUAGCUGUCUUUUUAGCUCAUCCUAAAGUCAGAAUCACUGGAGUUAACAUAAAAAAUGAUAUUAGAAAAUUGUCAAGAGACUUCUCAGGAUUUGAUGCUGAGAGAAUUAUAGAGAAUUGUGUUGACAGUGGCGUUUUAGCCAAUAAGAUUUUACCAGUUCAACAGAGAUGGAGUAUGGCGAAAUUAGUAGGGUAUUUGCUCAAGAUGGACAUUAGUAAAGAUAAUAAAGUACGAAUGAGCAAAUGGCAUGUCAGUCCUUUAUCAAAAGAACAAAUAUUGUAUGCUGCUACUGACGCUUAUGCGUCAUUGUUGUUGUAUGUUACACUGAAGGAGAGAGAGAAGAGUGGUGAAAACAAAUUAGAUCCAUAGAUUAUUUUUCUAAGUUGCGCUGACAUGUAUUGUGAAAGAUUUUGUAGAAUAAAUCUAAUUUUUAGGGA
Zophobas morio is the source of this 943-nucleotide messenger RNA. RefSeq names its product 3'-5' exonuclease (gene WRNexo). Gene Ontology annotation, molecular function: nucleic acid binding; 3'-5' exonuclease activity. The transcript is spliced from 6 exons. NCBI's taxonomy places the organism in Eukaryota, Metazoa, Arthropoda, Insecta, Coleoptera, Tenebrionidae. Gene Ontology annotation, biological process: nucleobase-containing compound metabolic process. Bases 54 to 875 code for a protein of 273 amino acids. The record is from RefSeq and is a predicted model, not a curated record.